Molecule: messenger RNA, 5219 nt
Organism: Paralichthys olivaceus (Japanese flounder)
Lineage: Eukaryota; Metazoa; Chordata; Actinopteri; Pleuronectiformes; Paralichthyidae
Source: RefSeq, a predicted model, not a curated record
UUGCAUCACCUACUGGAGACUCUGAUUCAGAAACACUGUGGAAUACGAUGAACGAUCAGCUGUAGCCUGAGUGUGUGUUCACCUUGUUGUGUCGCAUGUGGAACAUCUGAGCCGAGCCGAGCCGGGGUUGUAUUUAAACAGAGAAAGCUGCCAACUGCACCAGCUGUGCGAUGGCCAGUCCAGAGGAAGUGAUCGAGCCCGAGGCCCUGAGCUCGGUGAUACAAAACCUGGGCAGAAGACGCUUCUCGCACGAUGGCCACAACCUGAGUCCAGAUGAGUUGGACGGCCUAAUGUCCAGCGGUGACGGCCGUCCUUUCCUGGUGGUACAUCGUCUUCCGGAUAUAAAGGAGGCGGGUGUGCCAUACCUAAUGCCUGGUAUUCCUAUUACAUGCAAAGUGGACAACACAGAGAAAUACACUACUCGCUCAAAGGUCCGUGUAGGCACCCUGUACACUGUGCGGCUGACACACGGCCAUUUCCACUGGACAGUAAAGAGGAAGUACAAGCACUUCCAGGAGCUGCAUCGAGACCUUUACAAACACAAGAUGAUGAUUAGCUUACUGCCUCUGGGAAGAUUUGCAAAGGAGCGGCAGCAGCUGAGAGCCAUGUCAGAGGAAAUGCCCAGCCUGCACGGGACUGAACGAACCAGGAGGACCUCCAGCAAAAUGAAAUAUCUUGAGGAAUAUCUUAAUGGACUGCUAGAGAACACGUUUUGUCGGAAUGAUCACAGCAUGCUGGAGUUCCUCUCUGUCGGUGCACUGUCUUUUGUCACUGAUCUUGGACCUAAAGGCUUGGAGGGACCCAUCUUCAAGAGGUCAGGGGGUCACCGCAUCCAAGGCCUGAACUGCAUCGGCCACCAUCAAUUCUGCUUCCGCUGGUCGCGCCGCUGGCUGGUUGUGAAAGACUCCUUCAUGAUGUACAUGAACCGGGACAACAGCUACAUCAACUUCGUGUUGCUGUUCGACCCAGAGUUCAAAGUGAAGGUCGGCCGUGCUUACACAGACACUAGAUAUGGGGUCUGCAUUGAGAACUUCACUCGGUCUCUGGUCAUCAAAUGCAGCAGUUAUCGACAAGCUCAUUGGUGGAGUCACGAAAUCAACCGGCUGGCAGAAUCCAGUGACUAUCUCAAAGUUCAACGCUUCAACGGUUUUGCUCCACCGCGCGAGAACACACUCACUAAAUGGUACGUGAAUGGAAGCGGGUUCUUUGCCGACCUGGCUGAUGCUCUGGAACAAGCCAAGGAGGAAAUCUUCAUCACAGAUUGGUGGCUCAGCCCUGAAGUGUUCCUGAAGAGACCAGCGACUGAAAACUACUGGCGCCUGGAUGAGGUCCUCAAACGCAAAGCAGAACAAGGGGUCAAAGUGUGUGUUCUUUUGUACAAAGAGGUGGAGCUCGCACUCGGCAUCAAUAGUGAGCACAGCAAGAGGACUCUCAUGAAUAUGCACCCAAACAUCAAGGUAAUGAGACAUCCUGAUCAUGUGUCAUCUGUGGUGUUCCUGUGGGCCCACCAUGAAAAGAUGGUCUCCAUUGACCAAACGGUAGCCUUCAUCGGGGGGAUUGACUUGGCCUUUGGGAGGUGGGAUGACAGCCAGUACCGGCUGACUGACCUGGGUUUGACAGAUGCAUCCAUCAGUGUAUCUGAGGAAGAGGCAAAGGGAAAUACAGACGACAAUGGUGAGGUUGAUGGUCCAAAACCCUCCGAACCAGAUAAUCAAGGAGUGCAGGAAACUGACAGUCUGACCGGCAACACUAAACUGUGGCUCGGCAAAGACUACAGCAACUUUAUCAAGAAAGACUGGGUCCAGCUGGACAGACCAUUUGAAGAUAACAUCGACCGUACUCAAAUUCCACGCAUGCCGUGGCGAGAUCUGUCUGCAGUUAUUCAUGGCAGAGCUGCCAGGGAUGUUUCCCGCCACUUCAUCCAGCGCUGGAACUUCACCAAGAUCUUCAAAAACAAGUACAAGGACAACUUCUACCCGUACCUUCUUCCCAAGUCUCAAUGCACUGCUGACUCACUCUCCUUCACUGUGCCCGGCUCUAAGAAAGCCAAAGUGCAGAACCAGUUUUUCAUCAGCUGUGCGGACGGGAAGACCAUCCAUAACGGGAUCGGCGAUGCAAUCGUGAAUCGGAUUCUGCGUGCGCACAGAGAACAGAAGAAGUACAGAGUGUUCGUCGUGAUUCCUCUGUUUCCUGGAUUUGAGGGAGACGUAAACGUGGGUGGUGGAAAUGCCAUCCAAGCCAUUCUGCACUUCACUUACAGGACCUUAUGUCGAGGGGAACACUCCAUCCUGUCGAGGCUCAGUGAAAUUGAAGACAAGUGGACGGAGUACAUCACAGUCUGUGGCCUGAGAACACAUUCCCAGCUCUGCCAGUCACUCGUCACAGAGCUCAUCUACGUUCACAGCAAGACCCUCAUCGCUGACGACCGCUGCUAUAUCAUCGGAUCGGCCAACAUCAACGACCGCAGCAUGCUGGGCAGUCGAGACAGUGAGUUGGCAGUGUUUGUGGAGGAUGAAGAGAGAGUCCCAUCCAUCAUGGGAGGGGAGGAGUAUCAGGCAGGACCCCUCACACUGGCUCUGCGUAAAGAGUGUUUCAGUGUUCUUGUUGGAGCUUCUGCAGACCCCAGUAUCAACAUAAAUGAUCCGAUCAGUGAUGAGUUCUUCUUCUUGGUAUGGAAUGCAUCUUCUAAGCUAAAUGCCACCAUUUACGACAAGGUCUUCAAAUGCCUGCCCCACAACACUGUCCACAGCAUGCGAGAGCUGAAGGAGUACUCCUGCACAGCACCCCUCUGUGACACAGACCCCGAGCAGGCCGCGGAGGAGCUGAAGGCUGUGCGAGGGCUGCUGGUCCACUUCCCGUUGAGGUACCUGUGUGAGGAGAACCUGCUGCCUCCGCUGGGCACUAAGGAGGGCAUGGCUCCUGUGGGGCUGUGGACAUAACCAUGACUCAGCUCUGGUCAGAUCACUACACUAACAGUUACAGGGCGGGCUGUAACAUACAUUCCUCCUUGUAGUCUCAGCUCACCUCUCAGUCAGUCCACCAAUGCAGUUACAGCACCUGCACUUCACAAGACAACUUAAGACAAUGUAUUUGUUUAUCACAGAUGUUUUUGACUGAUGAUGAGCGAAUUUGAGCAUAACCACUAAAAUGUAUUGCAUAAUGAUGAUUGAUAGACUGUUAGAAUAGUAAAUUAACCUUUGCUGGUCAGCUUUUUCACAAUUUCUGUGUCUGCCUAUUAACUAAACACAGUGCAAUGUGAACUGCAGAGCUGGCAAUGAUGCAAAACACACAUAAAUGAAUGUGUGAGUCAGAUGGGGAUUGCAAGGUUGUACUGGAAAUCCAGCAUCUCACAUGAUCUGGGAACAUAGUGUACAUUUAUUGGUGCAAGGUUUUUGGGUGGGUGGGUGGCUCUCGCUCUCUCUCGCUUUCUCUCUCGCUUUCUCUCUCACUCACUCUCUCCCUCUGAGACUUCACCUCUCUCUCUCUCUCUGCAGUGCCAGCAAAUCUGUCAGAACAUUUGUGGUUGUUAUGGUGACGGAUAUAAAGAGAUGACUGGAUUGGAGCUGAAAUAAAGACUGGAUAGGGCAGAGAAGGGAGAGCACUGAUAAAAGUGAUAACUGGCUAAAUCCGGAUGAUGUACCGGAAAAUAGAAAGUAAUCUGUUGAAUGAAAGCUGACGAUCUGUGUAGAGGCAACGUCGUUUUGAUAUAUAUUCUAUCUGGAGGUGGUACACUCAGGUGGAGAAACGAGGGAAAGAAAAAGGAGCACAAGAUAAUUAAAGAGUGAUGGAUUGAUUGUCGUGUUUUUCAAGUGAAUUUACAUUUCACUAUGAUUUCAGCAGUCCAAAACAAUUUCCUACAUUUCCUACAUUCCUACACAAAAAGCCGAGACAGAUAUAGUUGACCUCUGCAUUUUUCAGCUAUUUCCAUGUGAGCACCACAAUGUUGUGUGCAGCUGCCAUACACUACCUUGCAUGUCUGUCCUAUAUUCUAUUGCUAUGAUUACAUAUUUGUUUAGGUGCAUUCUAUUUAGCCAUAACACUGUAACCGAGUAGCAACAUGAUGUGGCAUUCAUUGAUGGUGCAAUAGCUUUGGUUAAACCAGCAGUCAUAUUUUAAAAUGAAAGGAAUUUGAGGUUUUCUUCUUUAGAGUAUCAUGUCUAUUCUAUUAAAACUGUUAACUUCUUCUACUGAGCCACAAAGUACUGAGUGAAUAUGGAGAAGUCUUGCACUGGACACACAGGUAGCAUUGGCAGUAAAUCUAGACAGGCAUUUAUGCCUCCUUUUGAAAUGUUGUAUUGACUGAUUUGGAAAUAUUAUGAAAUAAAUUAUGAUAACAUCCAAAAGAGGAUGCCUCGGUCAUGCAGAAAAACAGGAUUUACAAAGUGAGUUUUGUCAUAGCUUCUGUAAAGUUUUUGGAGUUUUUAGAAAAAGCAGCAGAGAGGCGGAAAAUAGGCAACAUGUAAAUAAUAAGACUUUUUGAGGAGAUGCCAUCCCAUGCAAGGUGGAUGGAUUGAUGUACAUGACAUCAUCACAAUCAGAGGGAUAGUCGAAUGAAGUGUGACCCUGUUGGACCAACGCCUGAGAUGGUGAAAUAGUACAGAAUGUUUUAUAAACAUUUGAGACAUGCCCAUGAGUUUCUGCCAAAUUACCACAGUGACCUGUCUGUGAAUGAAUACACAAACGUCUCCUCACUCUACAUGAAGCACCUUUCACAGAAUAGCCUUUAAAACCAGUACUGAUUAGUUAUGGUGCAUUAUUUGUUUCACAACUAUUCAACCUCCUUUGGAAGAUAUUGAGUCUUUGAGCUCCUAAACUCACUAUUUUCUAUUUUCUGAUAAAGCACAAAACCAUUGCUUUUAAUUGUUUCCUUAGGUGAAAGAUUCUGCAGAAAUGCCUGCGAUAAACUGAGAAGUGACCUUAUACUGUUUCUAUCAUGAAUUUUGUGUGACACCUAGUCAGCAUUACCAAUAUGUUACUAAUAAAUACUUAUAUUUCAAUUAUAGCUUUUAUCCCUAACAAUCACCAUGUGAUUCAAAUCAUAUAAGGAGUAAUUGUGUAUGCAUUUCUGUAGAUCUAGGUUAUUAUUACCUUGGAGUUACUGAUGUAUAGGUUAGCUGUCAGAGUCGAGAAUUCAUAAAUAUUCUUAUGCAGCCGCGACCAACUUGUAGUUUUAAUGAAUGUUACUUUUCCUGUUUUCUCAAUAAACUUUUUUUAUUGAA